ACAGGGCUGACUUGGCAGGAAAUGCUAAUGGCCAGGAUGAAGGUUAGCAUAGCCACUUUCAGCCUUACAGGUUAGCAGUCUAGAUGUCGAUAUUUCACGACUGAGAAGCUAAAACAGAGACGCGUGUGGUUGUUGCCAACGCGGCUGACGGCCGUGUUCGUUCGCAGUCGUCGUCCCGUCCAGACUGGAUGGAACCGUUUUCGUCUGCGCUGGCGCAACGCUCGUACGUCUCGUAGCAGCAACCAGAGAGAGAUAGUAGCUAAGGUCCUGUCGCAUCAACAUGGAGACUUGCUUCUCCCCGCAACUUCGUCCUAGCAGUAUGUAUCGCCAUACCGCUUUGCACCACGCGUCAUGUGGGAAGCUUUCGCUUCCCCGUGGCCACGUAGGCAGGCCUUUAGUACCACCACACAUCCCACUCACCCAUUCGUUCCAGCCUCGCUCACGGGUAGCCCUCCAUGUCUCCGCCGCCGCUGCCGCCAGCACCCCGGAUCCCGCGGGCUCUACGCCGCUGAACGCGGGGGCUCGCAUCGCGCCUCGCCGGGGAGGCGAAGCCGGUUCGGCCUGUCAGAACCUAAUUCGGCAGCAGCACAAGCGAGCUCUGCGCAGCGAGGCGCAUGCCGUGGCUGCGCCUGACCAGUAUGGCGUGGCGGAUUCGCUGGGCGACGAUUGCUCGUCGUGCUCGGCGAUUCGCUUCGACGAGGACGCAGACGGCGACGUGCUCCAAUGCUUCCCGGAUUUCGUCCUCGACCCGUCGGAGAGCGACGGGUCAGCCCGGCUGUUCCGGAAGAGCUUCUCCCUGCACGAUGCUCCUUCCACGAACCGUUAUUUCUCCGGAGACGCAGAUAGCACCGAAGGGUACGCCUCGAUGCCCGAGUCGUCGUCGCCGUCGUCGGCGGCCGCGACGCGCUUCUCGUCGCUGUCGUCCUCCGAGGCCGCAAGGCCCUCCUAUUCGUCGAUGUCCCCACGGGACGCCAUGCCGCUGCACCCGUCGCCAGCAUCACCGGUGACCGACACCAGCCUCGUGCAGCCCCCCUCCUCCUCCUCCGCCUCGUCCUCCCCGUAUGCCCCAGCGCAGCCGCAGGCGCAUCCGCCUGCGCGCGUGGACGAGCUGAAGCAGGGCGCCAUCCGCGCGAUUAUCCGCGCGGAGGAGAACUACCGCCAGGCGUUCCACGCGCUGCAGGAGGCGCAGGCGCGCCUGGAGAGCACGCGCCUGAUGGCCGCGGAGAUUAACACCAUGCCAUCGCUGCCGCCGUCGCCGCGCUCGUCGCCCAGCCACUCGCCGCCCGCGUCGCCGAUGCGGUCGCCGAUGCGGUCGCCGUCGCUGUCGCGGUCGCCGAGUGCGACGCUGCUUGAGACAGUCGAUGCGACGCUGCUAGACGUUGAUGCGCGCGUGCACGUGCACGCGCACGCGAAUGGGCCUGGCGCAGACAGCGCGGGGUUUGAGGCCGGUCUGGUGAUUUCCGCGGAGCGAGCGGCGGAGGGAGCGGCGGAGCCGGAGGAGGUGGUGGCCAUGAUGGACUCGUUGGCGGCGCAGCGGGAGCGGUCGCGCGAGUCGCUGCGGCUGGCAGAGCAGGUGCUGCGCGACCGGCUCGGUGAAGCGCACGUGCAGAGCCAGGUGAUCGACCACCACAUAGAGAUGAUGGACUGCGGCGGCCAGUACCACGUCGCGCACUGGCUCGUCGACAAGGUGCAGGAAAUCGCCUCCGCCUCCUCGCCGGCCGCCUGGACUACCGCCAACGCCGCGCGAAACGGCCCCACCGGCGCACCAGUCGGCGCCGGCGCCGGGGACGGCAACGCAGAAGGGGCGGCGCCGCCGCUCCUCGCCGUGCCGGUGAACCUGGACCUGGCGGCGCAGGGGUACGACGACCACGCGGUGCGGUUCCUGCAGCACCUGCCGUACGGUCGGGUGCUCAAGAUCCGCACGAUCGCGUCCGACCCUCCCCACGCGCUGCUGCCGCCGCCAGACGCGCUCGACGCGGUCAACAGCGGCCCUUUGAGCUCUGCAGCUGGGAGCGCUGCCACGAGGGGCUCUGCAGGUCUGGCUUCUGACCCGCUCAUAGACCCCUCCAUGCCUGAGGGAUUCGUGCGUGCUAGCGGGGAGACGGUCGCUGGGGCAGGGGGUUCGUCCUUCACGUCUGCGUCUGCUUCUGCGUUGUCAGCAGCGAGCGAGCAGCAGGACGAGCAACUGGGAGCAACGGAAGCCAUGCCUGUGCAAGCAACACGAGCGGGACCGUCGCUGAGUGCGAGGCAAGCCGGUCAGCGGCUGCCGUCUAUGCCGCCGUGGGCCAAUCUCCUCCCAGGAACUGUUGGCUGGUCCCCGCUCGGACUCCUCCCCGCCCCUCCUUCCUCCCCCGCCGCUGUUGACGCGCGCAAACCCCGCGAGGCCAGGAGCAGGCGGGCGCGGGUCUCCAAGCGCACUGCGCCUGCUGCGCCGCCCGCGGAUGCGGCGGACGGCGGAGAGGCCUCCGCGGAGCCCGUGUGGCUGUCCCCGGCUAGCUUCGAGCUGGCGGAAGCAGCGGCUGCGGCGCUGAGCCAGGCAGGCGCGGGGCUGGCGGAGGGGGCAGACGCGGAGGAGCAGUGGAAGCGGUGGAGGGAGUGGAAGCAGUGGGACCCGCUGGACCUGGCGUCAUCAACGUCGUCGGCGUUCGUGAAGGAGUUCGGCGACGACGACGACGACGCGUACGACGCGCGGCUGGUGAACAUGGCGAUGGCGGCGGCGGCGGACCGGGGGCAGGAGGAGAGGGAGCGGCAGGCGUGGAUGCGCAUGGAGCUGCUGCUCGUGGGCUGCGCCGCGCUCUACAUGGCGUGGCACUGCGACGCCGUCUCCCUCGCGAAAGACGUCUACGUGCUCGCGCUCGGGUCCGGGUUCGCGUUCCUGGCGGCGCAGUUCGUGGGUCUGCUGCCGCAGCGGUACCGGCAGCAGCUGGGGGUGGCGGGGCUGGAGGGGGGGCUUGAGGGGAUGCAGGGGAUCCGGUGCCCGCUGCUGGUGCACAUGGCUGCCACGAGUGCGGGGCUGGGCGCGUCUGCUGACACGCUGCUUGCUGCUGGCAGUGCGGCGGCGUCAUCUGCGGGGGGGGGGCCUGCGGGGGAGGUGUGGAGGGAGGCAGGGGAAGGGUUGUUGCAGGAGGAGGGUCAGCAGCAGCAGCUGGAUGCCAAGCGCCAUCGAACGUGGGAAGCGGCCAUAGAGGUCAUCGGGCUGGUGUCGGCCCUGCUCGCGCUCUCAACCGUGCUGGCGCUCCUCAUAAAGUCCUCCCACCUCCUGCUCUCCUUCCUCACCUCGUCCCUCUCGCACGGCGUGGCACGCGGCGUGCAAGUGCUGCUCACAUGGCUCUCUGCCUCGCACCUCUCUGCGCUCACAGCAUGGUCGGCUGCGGGCUGGAUGUCUGCUGCUACGACUGCAGCGCUUCCUUCCAGCAUCAUUGGUACCGAUCUCACGCUGCGAGGGGCGUUUCUGCCCCUGUCGCUCUCACUGACCUCGGCGGUUGCUCUUACUCUGCUGCUGCUAUUCCGCCCGCCUAAUGGCGGGUCCUCCUCGCAACGUGCUUGAGAGCAUGCCCCCUCGCUGCUGCUGCCACGUCUCUGGUGCCUGCUGCUGGCAAACCUCUUACUGCUGCUGCUGCACUCCUUGCUGCUGCUGCUGCUGCCGCUGCUGUUGCGUCGUGUGUUUUUGCCAGCGUGUUCAUGUAAUUUAUGCAUGACCAUGCCUCCCUGACUGCAUGAUGGAAGCACGAUUGUGAUUGUAUACGUCUGCCUGCAUGCAUAUGGUAAGUGCUCUGCAGGGUAACCCAAUACAAAGGCCUGCCCCGAAUUGGGGAAGGCUUUGUACCUUCAUAUUGGGAAGGGAACAACGUGUGCUGUGUGUGCAUUUCUUUGCUUUGGCUAUGUGUGUGUAUUCUAGCCAUGCUUCAUGCCACUGUUUGCCCCGAAACUGGUUAGCAUCUUCAUACUGAUAUGUACAACCAGUACUGCCUAUUCUUAUCCAUUGAAGUUGC
This is a messenger RNA of Closterium sp. NIES-67, 3992 nucleotides long. The record is from the annotation of a GenBank genome assembly. NCBI's taxonomy places the organism in Eukaryota, Viridiplantae, Streptophyta, Zygnematophyceae, Desmidiales, Closteriaceae.